ACAGUCCGACAGAAUGCGCCAUCACAAGUUCAUGCAGUCUAUCAUACGUGACCAAUUUCCUAUUACCACAUGGAUAUUUCUCGGCGCCCUCAUUCAAGGCUUGUUGCACAUCAUUCUACCCUAUCGCAAUAUUGUCCUGGUUCUUCCUGUAAUCCUGAUUAUAGCCUCUCAGGCCAUCAACACACUUCUCCAACUAGCAGGCAUAACCACUGUUCCAGCCCUCAAAACCAUGAUCCCGCACCGUACAACGGUAGCUUUUCCCUCUUCUGAAACGGGACAGCAAACCUUUGGCGACCGCCCAAUCUGCAUGAUUCUUCUUUCCAUUGUGUCGCAUCACCCUCUCGGGAUGCUUGCCCCAGGAUACAAGGAGACCGGCGAUCGUAUGGAUGAGAUGCUCCAAGAUCUCAAUGCUAAAGCGACUAAACACGGAUUCCUCGGUGCUUCGGCAUGGAUCAACACAGAGCGCACUACAUCGAAUCAGACCGCAAUUAUGCUUUACUUUGAGAACGAAGAGCGUGUACACGCCUACGCCCAUGGUCCCCUGCAUACGGCUACCUUGCAGGGUUGGGUAAAAGCUACAAAAGGACGCCCGUGGCUGGGAAUCAUGCAUGAGAUAUUCCUAAGUCCUGCUGGAGGUUGGGAAGGAGUAUAUGUAAAUUAUCAUCCUACUGGUCUUGGAGCGACGUCAAAAGAGGUCAUAGGACCGGAUGGAGAGACGAGGUGGAUCAACCCUUUGAUCAAAACAAAUGGGAAGUUGUUGUAUAGUAAAGGAAGGAUGGGAAGGGAAGUUGAAGAGAAAGAGUGGUUAGAGUUUGAAAAAUUGGUGGGGCAGGACGGCACAAUAUACAGGGAGGGCAAGUAAACCAAGCAACAAGCAGUAGAGUAAGCUAUCAACAUUUCAACAUUAGAGUUUGUUCAGGUAUAUCAAUUACAUGCGUGUCAGCAGAAAACGCAACUAGAGAUUUACUACUACCACUUAGUUAGGGUUCGUCUUAAUGCUACCAUAUAUUUGUGAAUUCGUUUCAUAGAUUUGAGACCAUAUGUUCUUUUCCAACCGGAGUACGAAGAAAACAAUCUUGGAAGGUAAAUUUUCUCACGACAUAAAGGAAUUAUCCAAUAAUCAAUAAU
This is a messenger RNA of Periconia digitata, 1128 nucleotides long. Lineage: Eukaryota; Fungi; Ascomycota; Dothideomycetes; Pleosporales; Periconiaceae. The record is from the annotation of a GenBank genome assembly.